Coregonus sp. 'balchen' is the source of this 6968-nucleotide messenger RNA. The record is from the annotation of a GenBank genome assembly. NCBI's taxonomy places the organism in Eukaryota, Metazoa, Chordata, Actinopteri, Salmoniformes, Salmonidae.
AAACUCUAUGGCCGAGGCUCAACGGACGACAAGGGCCCAGUAUUGGCCUGGUUCAACUGCAUCGAGGGCUACCAGAAGAUCCAACAGGUAGGACACAGCACCACGACUUGAUAAGUACCACUCACUCAAGCUAGCCCAGGACAAAGAGAACCCCAUGGUAUUGUGUUUUCAAAACAGUUUUAGUACAGGUGCUCUUUUCGUGGUUAGGAACCUAAUAACAAGCCUGUUACCAACAGGCAAGGUUUAAAGGACUUGGUGUUGAGAUGAUGACGUCAGCUAUAGGGUAAAAAGCCUCUUGGCUUGAAGACUUUGUCUUGAUGAUUACAGUCAAUCACAUCAGUGUUGUCAGCAGCAUGGCCGUCCAAAGGUCCUCAAGUAAUCUUUAUCUCUUAUCAUCAGCAUUUAAUGAUUGAGCUGACCUACAGUUGAAGUUUACAUACACUUAGGUUGGAGUCAUUAAAACUUGUUUUUCAACCACACCACAAAUUUCUUGUUAACAAACUAUAGUUUUGGCAAGUCGGUUAGGACAUCUACUUUGUGCAUGACACAAGUUAUUGUUCCAACAAUUGUUUACAGACAGAUUAUUUCACUUAUAAUUCACUGUAUCACAAUUCCAGUGGGUCAGAAGUUUACAUACACUAAGUUGACUGUGCCUUUAAACAGCUAGAGAUGAAUGUACUUUGGUGCGAAAAGUGCAAAUCAAUUCCAGAACAACAGCAAAAGACCUUGUGAAGAUGCUGGAGGAAACCGGUACAAAAGUAUCGAGAUCCACAGUAAAACGAGUCGUAUAUCGACAUAACCUGAAAGGCCGCUCGGCAAGGAAGAAGCCACUGCUCCAAAACUGCCAUAAAAAAGCCAGACUACUGUUUGCAGCUGCACAUGGGAACAAAGAUCAUACUUUUUGGAGAAAUGUCCUCUGGUCUGAUGAAACAAAAAUAGAACUGUUUGGCCAUAAUGACCAUCGUUAUGUUUGGAGGAAAAAGGGGGGGUUGCAACUUGAAGUACACCAUCCCAACCGUGAAGCACGGGGGUGGCAGCACCAUGCUGUGGAGGUGCUUUGCUGCAGGAGGAACUGGUGCACUUCACAAAAUAGAUGGCAUCAUGAGGAUGGAAAAUAAUGUGUAUAUAUUGAAGCAACAUCUCAAGACAUCAGUCAGCAAGUUAAAGCUUGGUCGCAAAUGGGUCUUCCAAAUGGACAAUGACCUCAAGCAUACUUCCAAAGUUGUGGCAAAAUGGCUUAAGGACAACAAAGGCAAGGUAUUGGAGUGGCCAUCACAAACCCUGACCUCAAUCCUAUAGAAAAUGUGUGGGCAGAACUGAAAAAGCGUGUGUGAGCAAGGAGGCCUACAAACCUGACUCAGUUACACCAGCUCUGUCAGGAGGAAUGGGCCAAAAUUCACCCAACUUAUUGUGGGAAGCUUGUGGAAGGCUACCCGAAACGUUUGACCCAAGUUAAACAAUUUAAAGGCAAUGCUACCAAAUACUAAUUGAGUGUACGUACAGUCGUGGUCAAAAGUUUUGAGAAUGACAAGUGUUGGUCUUCACAAAGUUUGCUGCUUCAGUGUUUUUAGAUAUUUUUGUCAGAUGUUACUAUGGUAUACUGAAGUAUGUUUACAAGCAUUCCAUAAGUGUCAAAAGCUUUUAUUGACAAUUACAUUGUUUAUGCAAAGAGUCAAUAUUUGCAGUGUUGACCCUUCUUUUUCAAGACCUCUGCAAUCCGCCCUGGCAUGCUGUCAAUUAACUUCUGGGCCACAUCCUGACUGAUGGCAGCCCAUUCUUGCAUAAUCAAUGAGUUUGUCAGAAUUUGUGGGUUUUUGUUUGUCCACCCGCCUCUUGAGGAUUGACCACAAGUUCUCAACGGGAUUAAGGUCUGGGGAGUUUCCUGGCCAUGGACCCAAAAUUUCAAUGUUUUGUUCCCCGAGCCACUUAGUUGUCACUUUUGCCUUAUGGCAAGGUGCUCCAUCAUGCUGGAAAAGGCAUUGUUCGUCACCAAACUGUUCUUAGAUGGUUGGGAGAAGUUGCUCUUGGAGGAUGUGUUGGUACCAUUCGUUAUUCAUGGCUGUGUUCUUAGGCAAAAUUGUGAGUGAGCCCACUCCCUUGGCUGAGAAGCAACCCCACACAUGAAUGGUCUCAGGAUGCUUUACUGUUAGCAUGACACAGGACUGAUGGUAGCACUCACCUUGCCUUCUCCAGACAAGCUUUUUUUCCGGAUGCCCCAAACAAUCGGAAAGGGCAUUCAUCAGAGAAAAUGACUUUACCCCAGUCCUCAGCAGUCCAAUCCCUGUACCUUUUGCAGAAUAUCAGUCUGUCCCUGAUGUUUUUCCUGGAGGGAAGUGGCUUCCUCGCAGCCCUUUUUGACACCAGGCUAUCUUCCAAAAGUAUUUGCCUCACUGUGCGUGCAGAUGCACUCACACCUGCCUGCUGCCAUUCCUGAGCAAGCUCUGAACUGGUGGUGCCCUGAUCCCGCAGCGGAAUCAACUUUAGGAAGCGCUUGCUGGACUUUCUUGGGCGCCCUGAAGCCUUCACAACAAUUGAACCCCUCUCCUUGAAGUUCUUGAUGAUCCGAUAAAUGGUUGAUUUAGGUGCAAUCUUACUAGCAGCAAUAUCCUUGCCUGUGAAGCCCUUUAUGUGCAAAGCAAUGAUAACGGCACGUGUUUCCUUGCAGGUAACCAUGGUUAAAAGAGGAAGAACAAUGAUUUCAAGCACCACCCUCCUUUUAAAGCUUCCAGUCUGUUAUUCUAACUCAAUCAGCAUAACAGAGUGAUCUCCAGCCUUGUCCUCGUCAACACUCUCACCUGUGUUAACGAGAGAAUCACUGACAUGAUGUCAGCUGGUCCUUUUGUGGCAGGGCUGAAAUGCAGUGGAAAUGUUGUUUUGGGAUUAAGUUCCUUUUCAUGGCAAAGAGGGACUUUGCAAUUCAUCUGAUCACUCUUCAUAACAUUCUGGAGUAUAUGCAUAUUGCCAUUAUAAAAACUGAGGCAGCAGACUUUGUAAAAAUUAAUAUUUGUGUCAUUCUCAAAACUUUUGACCACGACUGUAAACUUCUGACCCACUGGGAAUGUGAUGAAAGAAAUAAAAGCUGAAAUAAAUUAUUCUCUACUAUUAUUCUGACAUUUCACAUUCUUAAAAUAAAGUGGUGAUCCUAACUGACCUAAAACAGGGAAUUUGUACUAGGAUUAAAUGUCAGGAAUUGUGAGUAACUGAGUUUAAAUGUAUUUGGCUAAGGUGUAUGUAAACUUCCGACUUCAACUGUAUGUCUUAUACUAGCUCACUGACAUAAUAAUUGUUACGUUCUCCCCUCGGGUGUAGUUCGUCUGAGGAGGAGACAUAAAUGCCCGUGCCUGCGCACACAAUGUGAACUAGAUGGAUGGGGAAGAAAUGUGGGGUGUAAUGAACUACAACAACCAGAACUCAAUGUUAGCCCUCGGGGACGUUUAGUAAAGUAAUUAAACAGAAUUAUACAACACCCAUAAAGAAACAGUAAAUAAAACAAAAACCAAUCAAACAAACCAGGGAAGGUAAGAGAAGGGAAUGUUUGGGAUCGGGGUCCAAGUAAUGAAAAUAAACAAAAGGUCCCUCUUCUACACACCUAAUCCUUCCUAUCACACUCUUCCUUAACCAACUUUCCUUCCUGUUACCACAAAUACAGGAGUGACACCCGCCCGGCUAACCUAGUGUGUAAAACAGUGGGUUAUCUACGUGUGAAUGUACACCCCAUGGGCAGAACUACCUUUCCCCUUCUCCAGGACCUAGGUAGGGUGGAAUACAGCAGGAGGACAGGCUGGAACACAAACAAAGAUAAAUUAAACCAACCAAUAACCAAAUCCUCAGCCAAACAAAAAGUACCCCCUCUUCCUCUCGAGCUCACACGGCAAACAGUUUAUAUAGUCAAUCAGCCACAGCUGCCAGGACUCCAGACCGAAGCCACGCCCACCAUCGUCAGCCGCAACUCAGCACACUUGUAAUGACCAGAACACACAAACAGAACAAAUACUCUGAACCACGCACACACUACAAAGGAAGAUUGGGAGAAAGAAAAACAUGUCACACGUAACAGUAAUCAGUAUAAAAAAAUAAUGUAUGCACUAACUGUAAGUCGCUCUGGAUAAGAGCGUCUGCUAAAUGACUAAAAUGUAAAUGUACAGCCAGAGGAUGAUGGGCCUCCCCUCUGAGUCUUAUUCCUCCUCUAGAUAGUGUUUUGGGGGUAUAGGCUUGGUUACUGGGAAGCACUUUGUGACAAUGAUGCUUGAAAGCUAGGGCUAUAUACAUUUAAUUUAACCAGAAAAUAGCGUCGUUAAGAUGUCAUGUGGCAUAUUUUGCCCGCUGAGAUUCUCAUCCAUGCCUCUCUCAUGGAAACAGGAGCUUCCCAUCAACAUCAAGUUCUGCUUCGAGGGCAUGGAGGAAUCAGGCUCAGAGGGCCUGGACGAUCUGGUGUUCGCCCGCAAAGACACCUUCCUGAAGGACGUGGAUUACGUGUGCAUCUCAGACAACUACUGGCUGGGCAAAACCAAGCCCUGCAUCACCUAUGGACUGAGGGGGAUUUGCUACUUCUUCAUUGAGGUGAGGCCAUAGAGUAAGCUAGAGGGCUCUCUUCCCACUAUAAAACUGUGAUCUUCAUUGUGGAGUAAGACCAGCGUUUCCCAUACUCUGUGCACGUUUUGGUGUUUGCCCUAACACUACACAGCUGAUUCAAAUGAUUGAAGCUUGAUGAUUAGUUGAUUAUUUUAAUCAGCUGUGUAGUGCUAGGGCAAAAACCAAAACGUGCACCCCUUGGGGUCCUGAGGACAGAGUUUGGGAAACCCUGAGUUAGACAAAUCUAGAGGGUGUACUUACCACAAACUGUGAUUGUGUGAGUCAUAGCCCUGGUUUAAACCUUGUUUUGUCAGAUGGAGUGCUGUGACAAGGACCUCCAUUCUGGGGUGUUUGGAGGCUCUGUCCAUGAAGCCAUGACUGACCUCAUAGCACUGAUGGGUGAGUUGAAUCAGGUGUGCAGAUGUGCUGCAAUAUAAUUAUCAUAGAGAUAUGUAAGGAUGUAGGUAUGAAAGGAUUGGAUAGGUAUAUUUGCAAUAGCGUUGUAGCCCUUCAAUAGAAUCAAAUAAAAUGCUAGAAUGAAAUCUACACAAGUGCCUAGGAGGUUCUGUAGGGGCUUGGGGUUGUUUCUGGACAGGGCAUAUGAUAUCUCUGCGGGGUUGUGUUCAUAAUGCGGCAAACAAAAGAAAACGGACUGAAACAAGGUGGAACUCAUUUUAGUUUUUUGUAGCAAAAUGUAUGCUGUUGCGUGCACUCGUGAACAUGACCCUGGUGUGUCCUCCUUCAGGCUCCCUGGUGGACAAGAAGGGGAAGAUCCUGGUCUCUGGGAUGUACGAGGACGUGGCCAAGGUCACCGACGAGGAGAAGAAACUGUACGAGAAGAUCGACUUUGACAUGGUGGAGUACGCCAAGGACGUUGGAGCUGGGAAGCUCCUACACGACACCAAGGUAUGGAUGGUCAUGUUCAAAUACUUCAUGAAUGAAGAGUCCUUCCUUCUUUCCUACCUCCCUUUAAUCAAUCACUGAUCUUAAUUUGUUGGAGUGGUGAAAGUAAUAAGGUGCCAACCUUGCUCUCACUUAUCCAAUCACUUGUGCUUUCGUAUGCAUUUCUGAAGUGUUCAAACAGGGCCAAUGUCUGAAAUUACAAACAACUAGUUUUUAAAGCAAUGCUGGUUGAUUCUCAGUCAAUGUAAGUGAUUAAUUCCCAACGUUCUCUGGUUCAUAUUGUCCUUUGCUCUCUCCUCUGACCCUCGUCUGCAGGAGGCUAUCCUGAUGCACCGCUGGAGGUACCCCUCCCUUUCCCUGCACGGCAUCGAGGGGGCCUUCUCCGACGGAGGUGCCAAGACCGUCAUUCCCCGCAAGGUCAUCGGCAAGUUCUCCAUCCGCCUGGUCCCUGACAUGGACCCCAAAGUGGUGGAGAAACAGGUAGAAACCUCUAGAAUUGUGCAGAUCUAGGAUCCAUUCCCCUACCUCAAAUCCUAACAUCUCAGCAUGUUAGGCUGACAUGUGAAGAGUGUUAAAGGUAGACUCAGCAAUAAUUUGAAUUAUAUUCUUUAAAUACAGGGCUAGAAUCAUGUUUUUAGAUAAUUUCACCAUUUAAUUAAAGGUGUUAUCGAAUAAGCACAUUGCAUGUUCUAGACUUUUGGAUGAAAUAAUAGUGGACAAGCAUCCCCCACCAGUGGUCAAUUCCUUACAUGUAAAUUCACUCUCAAACAUUAGGUCCGUCUAUAAGUGGUUCCCAACCUUUUUUGGUUACUGUACGUCUACCUGAAGGCCAAUGGUCUCAUGAGUCUUCUCAAGUACCCUCUGUGGAUAGGCUAAGUACCCCCAGGGUUCCUAGUACCCCUGGUUGGGAACCACUGGUCUUUUAGCCUGUAAUACAGUAUAUGCCAUACACAGACAGUCCUGAUAGCAAUAUGACUGUCUGUUCUUUUCAUUACUAUAUAAUAUUUGAUCUCAAUGAGAGUUUAAUAUGAAGGUCAAAUCAUAUUUUAAAAUAUGUAUACAAUCCUCGCCUAUCAAGGUUAUUGACCACCUGGAGAAGAAGUUUGCUGAGCUGGAGAGUCCCAACAAGCUCAAGGUGUACAUGGGCCAUGGGGCCAAGGCCUGGGUGUCUGACUUCAACCAUCCCCAUUACAUGGCUGGUAGAAAGGCCAUGAAGACAGGUGUGUGGACACACAGGCAAACCCUCUCACUCACACACACACUGGUCUAACUUACUUAAAUAUUUAUAAUAACAUGUUUUAAUGUCUCUCGUGCUCCCGCUCUAUUCCUCCUCCCACACAGUGUUCGGUGUGGAGCCUGACCUGACGCGGGAAGGCGGCAGCAUCCCCGUCACCCUGACCUUCCAGGAAGCCACCGGCCGUAACGUCAUGCUGCUGCCCAUGGGCUCGUCUGACGAUGGAGCACAUUCACAGAACGAGAAACUCAACAGGUAG